Messenger RNA from Crotalus tigris (Tiger rattlesnake), 6161 nucleotides. It is a transcript of the gene ATP2A2, whose product is annotated as ATPase sarcoplasmic/endoplasmic reticulum Ca2+ transporting 2. Gene Ontology annotation, biological process: calcium ion transmembrane transport; intracellular calcium ion homeostasis. The record is from RefSeq and is a predicted model, not a curated record. The transcript has 20 exons. Gene Ontology annotation, molecular function: ATP binding; ATP hydrolysis activity; P-type calcium transporter activity. Gene Ontology annotation, cellular component: membrane. Bases 259 to 3387 code for a protein of 1042 amino acids. Lineage: Eukaryota; Metazoa; Chordata; Lepidosauria; Squamata; Viperidae.
CCGGCGCCCCCCGUGCCCCCCCGUGAGGCGGCGCCCCCUCCGUGACGAGGGCCUUCCCUCGCGCCCCCGUGAGGAGAAGGCGAGACCCCCCGAGAGAGCCCCGGGGCCGAAGGAGAGGGGGGCAGCCGGCGAGGCCUCCCUGAGGCGCCCCCCAUUUUUUUUAACCUUCCUCCCCCCCCGUUUUUCUUCGCCGCCGCCGCCGCUGCUGCUGCAAAGGAGGAAGAGGAAGGGGGGCCUCCUCCGCUGCCUCCCCCCGCCAUGGAGAACGGGCACACCAAGACGGUGGAGGAAGUGCUGGGCUACUUCGGGGUCAACGAAAGCACCGGGCUCAGCCUGGAGCAGGUCAAGAAGCAGAAGGAGCGAUGGGGAGCCAACGAAUUACCAGCUGAAGAAGGAAAAACUUUACUUGAGCUGGUGAUCGAACAGUUUGAAGAUUUAUUAGUUAGAAUUUUGUUGCUGGCAGCAUGUAUAUCUUUUGUGUUGGCUUGGUUUGAAGAAGGAGAAGAAACAGUCACAGCCUUUGUAGAACCUUUUGUAAUCUUACUCAUAUUAGUUGCUAAUGCAAUUGUGGGCGUGUGGCAGGAGCGAAAUGCUGAAAAUGCCAUUGAAGCUCUUAAGGAAUAUGAACCUGAAAUGGGAAAAGUUUAUCGACAAGACAGAAAAAGUGUACAAAGGAUAAAAGCGAGAGACCUUGUCCCCGGUGAUAUCGUGGAAGUAGCUGUUGGGGACAAAGUUCCUGCUGACAUCAGAAUUACUUCCAUAAAAUCCACAACUCUACGAGUUGACCAGUCGAUUCUCACAGGUGAAUCUGUCUCGGUUAUUAAACAUACGGACCCUGUGCCUGAUCCUCGUGCAGUAAACCAAGAUAAGAAAAAUAUGCUUUUUUCUGGUACGAACAUUUCUGCGGGCAAAGCCAUGGGGGUUGUGGUGGCUACUGGGGUCAACACGGAAAUUGGGAAAAUCCGUGACGAAAUGGUGGCCACCGAGCAAGAGAGGACCCCCCUGCAGCAGAAGCUGGAUGAGUUUGGGGAGCAGCUAUCCAAGGUCAUCUCGCUGAUCUGCAUCGCCGUCUGGAUCAUCAACAUCGGCCACUUCAACGACCCCGUCCACGGCGGCUCCUGGAUCCGGGGCGCCAUCUACUACUUCAAAAUUGCCGUGGCCCUUGCGGUGGCUGCCAUUCCAGAGGGCCUGCCUGCUGUCAUUACCACCUGCCUGGCCCUGGGCACCCGUCGCAUGGCCAAGAAGAAUGCCAUCGUCCGGAGCCUUCCCUCCGUGGAAACCCUGGGCUGCACCUCGGUGAUCUGUUCCGACAAGACCGGCACGCUAACCACCAACCAGAUGUCGGUUUGCCGGAUGUUUAUUGUGGACCGAGUGGAAGGGGAUAGCUGCUCUCUGAACGAAUUCACAGUGUCUGGUUCAACGUAUGCCCCGGUUGGAGAGAUUUCCAAAGAUGAUAAACCCAUCAAAUGCUGUAUGUACGAUGGCCUUAUUGAAUUGGCUACAAUCUGCGCCCUCUGCAAUGAUUCGUCUCUGGAUUUCAAUGAAGCAAAGGGAGUUUAUGAGAAGGUCGGGGAAGCCACGGAGACGGCCCUGACUUGUCUGGUGGAGAAGAUGAACGUGUUUGACACGGAUCUGAAAGGACUGUCCAAGAUUGAGCGGGCCAACGCUUGCAAUUCGGUGAUUAAGCAGCUGAUGAGGAAAGAGUUCACUCUGGAAUUCUCCCGGGAUAGGAAGUCGAUGUCCGUUUACUGCACUCCGAACAAGCCCAGCCGGACGGCCAUGACCAAGAUGUUUGUCAAGGGGGCUCCAGAAGGGGUGCUUGACAGGUGCACCCACUUCCGAGCGGGAAACAUGAAGGUACCCUUAACCCCGGGCAUUAAGCAGAAGAUCAUGACCGUCAUCCGUGAGUGGGGCACCGGGAAGGAUACGCUGCGUUGCCUGGCCCUGGCCACCCAUGACAACCCUCCAAGAAAGGAAGAUAUGAACCUGGAGGAUUCUGCAGGCUUCAUCACCUACGAGACCCACCUGACCUUCGUGGGCUGCGUGGGAAUGCUGGACCCGCCCCGAAUUGAGGUGGCCUCAUCCAUCAAGCUGUGCCGGCAAGCGGGCAUUCGUGUGAUCAUGAUAACCGGCGACAACAAGGGGACGGCAGUGGCCAUCUGUCGGCGCAUUGGCAUUUUCGGCGAAGAUGAGGAUGUCACCACAAAAGCCUUCACCGGUCGGGAGUUUGAUGAGCUUUCGCCAGCCGGCCAGAGAGACGCCUGCAUGAACGCCCGCUGCUUCGCCCGCGUGGAACCCUCCCACAAGUCCAAAAUUGUGGAGUUUCUCCAGUCCUUUGACGACAUCACAGCAAUGACAGGAGACGGCGUAAACGAUGCCCCCGCUUUGAAGAAGGCAGAGAUCGGAAUUGCCAUGGGAUCUGGCACGGCCGUGGCGAAGACGGCCUCUGAAAUGGUGCUGGCAGACGACAAUUUCUCCACCAUUGUAGCCGCUGUGGAGGAAGGCCGGGCCAUCUAUAACAACAUGAAGCAAUUUAUUCGCUACCUCAUCUCCUCCAACGUUGGAGAAGUGGUCUGCAUCUUCCUGACCGCUGCAUUGGGCUUCCCGGAAGCUUUAAUCCCUGUCCAGCUGUUAUGGGUAAACCUUGUGACCGACGGACUUCCUGCCACCGCCCUGGGCUUCAACCCUCCCGAUCUGGAUAUCAUGAGCAAGCCACCUCGUAACCCCAAAGAGCCCCUAAUCUCGGGAUGGCUCUUUUUCCGCUACUUGGCGAUUGGAUGUUACGUCGGAGCUGCCACUGUGGGCGCUGCAGCUUGGUGGUUCAUAGCUGCUGAUGGGGGCCCGAGAAUUACCUACUACCAGCUGAGUCAUUUCCUGCAGUGCAAAGACGACAAUCCAGAGUUUGAAGGGGUCGACUGUGUGGUGUUUGAGUCUCCCUAUCCUAUGACAAUGGCGCUCUCUGUCUUGGUCACAAUAGAGAUGUGCAACGCCCUCAACAGCCUCUCGGAGAACCAGUCCUUGCUAAGGAUGCCUCCAUGGGAGAACGUCUGGCUCCUGGGAUCCAUUUGCUUGUCCAUGUCUCUUCACUUCCUCAUCCUUUAUGUAGAACCAUUGCCACUGAUUUUCCAGAUCACCCCCCUGAACGUGACCCAGUGGCUGAUGGUGCUCAAGCUCUCCCUGCCGGUGAUCCUGCUAGACGAGACUCUUAAGUUUGUGGCGCGCACUUACCUAGAGCCGGGUAAAGAUAGUGAGCCACCUGCCACCAAACCACGUCCUUUGUCUGCAUGCACCGAGGGGAUUUCCUGGCCGUUUGUGCUGCUGACCUUGCCGUUGGUGAUUUGGCUUUAUAGCACAGACACUAACUUUAGUGACAUGUUUUUUUCUUGACCUGAAGUCCUGUAGUGGCAGCUUGGCAGUCAGAGAGAUGUUUAACUUAAAAAAAAAAAAAUCAAUUUUUUUAAUUGUUCCAAGCAAUUUGUCUUAUUCUGCUGAAUUUUCACAUGAACACGUUUGCCGGUGACUGAGGUUUCCAUAUUCUAGACUCUGGGUUUUUCCUCUUUUUUUUUCCUUUUUUUCCUUUUUUUCUUUUUCUUUCCCCUGACCCCUGUGGGUGGGGGAGGGGACUCUUCUUCUCCCCCUCCCCACUUCUUUUAUACACAAACUAGGGUGUCCAUCGACAUGUACAGAGAAAUUAAACACUAUUUUAUGCAAAUAUUUUUUGUAGAGGAGACGCAUGUACAGUGUUCUGUUUCAUAGUUAACUCAAUCCUUGUAAAAACGACGACGACAACAGCGCUGGGGGGAGGCAGGGAUAAUAUGUUGAGAAAACCUUGAUUGGUAGCAGAUUUUAGGGAAUGAGUGUUGUGGGGAUGUUAUUCUCCCUUAAACCAGAAGCAUGCAAAUCCUUCAUGUCUGUUGCACGGUUGAGAAUUCUAAUCCUAAUUUGUCAUUCAGUUGGAUGUUUUCUGCACCAGACAGACCGGGCUGCUACCUCAAUUCUUUUUCCCUUCCUUCCUUCCUUCCUUCCUUCCUUUUUUUUUGUUUCAUUUCAUUUUUUGGAUUUGCCACAUGGUUAUCCUUUAGAUUCCAGACGCAUCUUGUUUACGCUCUGUCCUCCUUAAGAGGUACCCUGCUGAUCUUGUCGGUGCAGAAAACACCAUUUUGAGAGGCAUUCCACUAAAAUUAGGUGGUGGGGGUUUGAUUAUUUUUUUUCCCCGUUCGUUUGUUUCUAUCCCUGAUAUACGUAGAGGUUUUUGUUUUGUUUUUUAAAAAAAAUCAAAAACAAAAAGCAGAAACAAAACUAUUUAUUUAAAUAUGUCUGUAUUUUUACUGUAACAACAUUGUUUCAUCAGCAUUGCCCAUUUGGGGAAGGGAUGGGAGAGGAACAGAAGGAAGGGGGAAAGGCAAUCUGGAUGGACUUUAAGCAAACAGCUCAAAAGAGAGAGAGAGAGAGAGAGAGAGAGAGAGAAUAAAUUUUUUUUUAAAUCAAGACCAUUUUGUUUUGCAUUUCAUUUCUAACCUAAGAGACUCUUAAAUUCCAUUUUAAUUCUUGCGUCAGGUCUUUUUUUUUUCCCCUCCCUCUCCUGUUACAUUACUGUUUAAUUGGGGCAUUUACAACCAAACCUGGAAAUAAACCAGGUUUAUUUUUCUCUGGGGAAUUUUCUUUUUGGUUAGGCCUCUAAUUCUGCGUGCCACCUUGUCGAGGUACCAUCUGCUGGCCGUAUCUUGGGCUGCAGCAAAUAAGUAACCUUUUGUGUGUGUGCGUGUUGUAAAAUCUGUAAAUAUCACGUAACGCAAUGAACAUAUUGCAGAGAACUCUUUUUAUUUUUUUCCCCCGUGGCACUAAUCACCAUUGUUCUCUUGUGAUCAAUGUCUGUGCAUGAUGUCUUUUAUUGCCUCUCCAAACUUGAGUCCUGUAUUGAUACGUAAGUUCAUUAACAGUCUAACUGUGUGGUGUUUUUCUCCAAUGCCUUCCAACAUUUCAUCGACUGAAGUGAGUAUCUCUUCCAUUUCGAUGGUGGUGUGUGCUAUGUAUGUAACCGAAACCCAAGAGACCCUACUGUGCUGUAUGCCCUUCCAGAGAACUCAAUAAAUAAAUGCUCAUGUCCUCCCCAUGGCAGUUUCUCUAGCCUGCAUUUUCUGCCCUUACGUUCCCUGCCUUUCUGUUGAUUUAAAUCUCAAGAGACUCAACCAGUUGCCUUUGUUCUAAAAUCCCCCGGCCCCUUUCAGAACCAGCAGGUGUGACCACCUUCCCUUCUCGGCUUCUCAAAAUAUUUGGAGUCCCGAACACUUAGAGAGUCUGGACUUGCAGUAGCUGAGCCUGGAGGAUUAACUGGGCUGUAAGGUCGAGGUACCCGUUGAUCCCUCUGCUGUUUGCCCGAUAGUACUCGGAGGGCAUUGCUUCAAGUCUCCAUGGCAGAGCCUGUUGGAGGAAUCCCAGGGUGAUGUUGGGGUUCCUGAACCCUCUGUUUCUUGAAACAAAGCCUAGCGGAGGCUGCUUCCUAGAACUCUGAGCACACCCAUAGGCGUUGUGUAGUUAGCAUCCACAAGCCCCUCACUUAAAGUCUGUGCUGUUUUUUCCAUUUGCACAUCCAAGAAUGUGAGUUACAAUGGCAGUCGUUCUUCAUUCCCAGGUUAGGCUCAAUUUUGCAAAUACCACCCAACCCAGCGUCCUUACUACCUCUUCACAUGCCUUCGGCCACAAGUGAUUCUAAGACAGCAGAGUGAUCUAUUUUAAAAAAACAGAGCUGAGCUGCCCUGGUAUCUGUUGUCUCCCUUUUCUUUUAUUUACACAAUACAGCUGUCACCUUAACUCAGCAGAACAUGGCUUGUUGCUGUUUCUAAAUAGCUUUGUGCGCAAAUUUACAGCUGCUCAGUUCUGAACUUUCCUUUUUCUCCAGGGAGCAUCUGAAAGGGGACCUUGUCUCUGUGAUCAUAAAAUAACAUAGGAUACCCCCAAUAAAAGACUUAGCUGCAUGCAAGGAGAAAGCAGGGAGGAUUUCAGGGGAGACAAAGCAUGCAAAAAUAAUGCAAAUUGUCUUGUGUCCUCACACCUGUCUUGUUGUACAUCUUGCACUGCUUAACCAUUGGUUCCCUAAUCUCUGCUCAUGGCUUAGAAGCAAAUUUACCCAUCAAGCCAAAAAAAAAAAAAAACCAAAAAAA